Clunio marinus is the source of this 252-nucleotide messenger RNA. NCBI's taxonomy places the organism in Eukaryota, Metazoa, Arthropoda, Insecta, Diptera, Chironomidae. The record is from the annotation of a GenBank genome assembly.
AUGGAAGCUAAAAAGGAUAAUAUAUUACAAUCAAUGAACUUGAUGAAUAAAAACCAAGGGAAGAGAAAGUUGAAAGAUGUGAAUUCUAACAAUAUGACUUACGGCGAAUAUCAUCGAAACAAAGUCCUGGCAAUCGAGAAAAACGAAAAUGUCAAUGAAGACAAUGAUGAACAAUAUGAAGUAGAAAGUGUUCAUUUCGUUAGCCCGCAAGAUAAGCUUGAAAAAGUAAUGAAUGGAACAGUUUGGAUUUAA